Temnothorax curvispinosus is the source of this 2362-nucleotide messenger RNA. RefSeq names its product translation initiation factor eIF-2B subunit epsilon (gene eIF2Bepsilon). The transcript is spliced from 2 exons. Gene Ontology annotation, cellular component: eukaryotic translation initiation factor 2B complex. Gene Ontology annotation, molecular function: guanyl-nucleotide exchange factor activity; translation initiation factor activity; translation initiation factor binding. The coding region runs from base 390 to 2315 and encodes 641 amino acids. The record is from RefSeq and is a predicted model, not a curated record. Lineage: Eukaryota; Metazoa; Arthropoda; Insecta; Hymenoptera; Formicidae.
UACGCGGCAGCGCGCCUAGCGCACCGUCAGAUCUGGUUUUUAGGUUAUUUUCGAAUUAAAUGAGUUCUGGUGAGUUCGUUCUCGAAACGAAAGUUUGAAGUUGCGUCAGAUAUGUGUUGAUUGAUCAUUUUUAAAAUAUAUUUUAUAAUAUACUCCCUCCAUAUAUUCCUACGAAGAGUUAUUCAAAGAAGUGUAGCGGUGCGCAUCAAUUGCGCGUAAUGUAAACCUUGAAAAAGUGACUUACAAACUUCAAGUAUCCUGACUAACCACAAUUACCUCGUGGAACCAUAUGAAUUCUCCACGUGUUCGUAACGCGACUAUCUAAAUCUUGACAAUUUGUCGAUUUGUACGCCGGUGAAUGAAUUAUCGAUACGAUCGUCCGAGAUACGAUGAAUACGAAAGUGUGUAAGAAGGACGUUCUGCAAGCCGUUAUUCUUGCGGAUGAUUUCACAACGGGAUUAAUUCCGGCGCAAAGUAUAUACCCGAGCGUCCUAAUGCCGGUGAUAAACAUACCGCUUUUCGAUUACAUGAUCGAGACGUUGAUAAAGUCGAGGAUACAGGAGGUAUUCCUUUACUGCAGCAGUCACGUGGAUCUACUGAAAAAGUAUACAAAGGAGAGAGUUUACAGAGGCAUUACGAUAUCCCUGAUUAUUUCCGACGGCUGCAGAUCCCUCGGAGAUGCUCUGCGGGAUAUUGAUACAAAAGGAUGGAUCAGGGGAUACUUCGUACUGAUUCGCGGGAACGCGUUUACCAAUACGGAUCUUAAAACCUUGCUUAGCGUUCAUCGUGCGAAAGUCGAGAAGGAUAAGGGAGCAACCAUGACUAUGGUGUUACGGAAUUUUGGCUCGACGAAAGGCUCUUAUCUCAACGAGGAAGCGCCUCUAGUUGUAUCCGAUAAGAGCAGCAAUAAAAUUCUGUAUUACACCAAGCUGAAGGACAGCGGGAAGAAAGUGAAGCUUGAGUUAAACUGGUUCCUCGAUCAUAGCGAGGUUGAAAUUAAUUCCUGUCACUUGGAUACUCAUAUUUACUUGUGCUCGCCGUCUGUCUUGCCCCUCUUUGCUGAUAACUUUGACUUUCAGACUAUGGAUGAUUUUAUUCGAGGAGUAUUGAUGAACGAGGAGAUUUUGGACUCGAGGAUCUACUGGCAGCAGUUAAACACAGAGGAUUAUGCCUUGCCAAUUACAUCGUGGAAAGCUUAUCAUAUGCUUACCCAGGACAUUUUGCGUAGACAUAGUUUUCCCCUUGCACCAAGUGCUUUCCCCUUAUUAAAGAACUUUAUAUGCAUGCCGCGGAGUACGUAUAAACACAAAACUGCUACUUUUGCUAAAGGUUGUUUACUAGAAAAAGAUUGUAUUCUUGGAUUUAACAGUUCGUUAGGAAAUAAUACUAAAGUCGCGAGAUCUGUGAUCUCGGACAAUUGCACCAUAGGUAGUAACGUUAAUAUAUAUAAUUCUUAUAUCUUUCCAAACGUUAGAAUUAAAGAUAAUUGCACUAUUACAAACAGUAUCUUGUUUUCGUGUUGCAUCGUUAGGUACCGUAGCCAAAUAGAUGGAUGUAUAUUGUAUCCGGAAACUGACAUUACCGCUCGCAGUCAAUAUGUCGAUACUGUUAUCGAAUCUACACCUUCCGGUGUGUCUAAGACUAAGAUGUCAGAUCUCGAGGCUAGUGACGGAUUUUUGUACUUUAAGAACACUGAGGUAACCAACUGCGAUGACUGCUCGCUCACAGAGUCGUCUAGCAACGAAGAGAAUCUGGAGUGUGAUUCUCCAAUUCCGGACGACACGAAUAUGUUCUUGUCCGAAGUUAUCGAUAGUCUGUUACGCGGUUAUCAGGAUAAGCUGAAUUGCGAGAAUUUAAUUCUAGAGAUAAACUCCUCGAGGUACGCGUACAACGUCACCAUCCGCGAGGUGACGUACAAUGUCAUCAAAGCGAUUCUCAGUCUGCCGCUGCACUAUCUUUCCGAAACAAAGACUGCCGUUAAUAAUCAGAAUUAUCAAAAGAAUUUGAAAAUUAUGAUGAUCUAUUUUAACACUAUUAUUUCGAAUUAUAUUAAGAACGAAGACGGGCAGGAGGAUUGUUUGCGUGCUAUAGAAGACGUUGCUAGUACAACCAACGAAUUACUGCCGUAUACGCAACACCUGUUGCAUCAAUUUUACGAUCGCGAUAUACUAUCGGAGGAAAAGAUUUUAGAGUGGUAUGAGUCUACUGGCGAAGACGCGGAUGCGCUUCAUACAAAAGUAAAAAAUGCCGUUCAGCCGUUCAUUAAGUGGCUGCGAGAGGCAGAGGAAGAUUCCUCUGAUGAGAGUGACGAUUAAUAUUUUUUAUUAAAAAAUCUUGACAUAAAAUAUAACUAUCUAUAUAU